UGCAUCACUCAAGACUUACAAACCUCCCGCGGCAGAACCAGCAUCGCUCUCCGGGUCGCUUGGAGGAAGACGGCUGUGGGUCCCUCGGACAGAGAAGAAAUCUAGACUCGGUUGCUUAUUUGGACUCGGCUCCCCCCUGCCUCGGUUCUGAUGAGGAUCUCGUCCAACAUGAGGACACCUUUCAGAAGCGGUUAAACCAAGCGAUAUUCACCGGCUCGUGCACUACAUUCAAUCCGGGUUUUUGGCUGGUUUUUGGGGCGAGACUACCCCCCUGGGAGCAGAGCUUCACGCCGGACUGGGAUCGGAACUGGGUAUCCAUGUGCUCUGGUUUGCCCGACUACAGCUUCAGGAUGCCAAGUAUAGGGUUCCAGAACCUUCCACUCAACAUCUAUAUUGUGGUGUUUGGGACGGCCAUCUUCGUCUUCAUCCUCAGCCUCCUCUUCUGCUGCUUCUUGAUACGGGUACGACACCAGGCGCACAAAGAGCUCUAUGCAUACAAGCAAGUCAUUCAGAAGGAAAAAGUCAAAGAGCUAAAUUUGCAUGAGAUAUGCGCCGUGUGUUUGGAAGAGUUCAAGCAGAAAGACGAGCUCGGGAUUUGCCCAUGCAAGCACGCCUUUCAUCGGAAGUGCCUCAUCAAGUGGCUGGAGGUGAGGAAAGUCUGUCCUCUGUGCAACAUGCCAGUGCUGCAGCUGGCACAACAGGCCAACAGCAUGGACCCGGCGGUGCAGGUCCCGCAGCCCCUGCCGGGCAUCGAGAACCUGGUGUAGCAGACUCUCUCGAGAGCACUGGGCAGGCGCUUGAUGGUGCCAGGCCGCUCGUCCGACUGGAGCCGCCACCAGACCGGUAACACACCCUCAUCGCUCCGCCGCUUCUCGGAAGGACAGUGACGCAGAACUUGGUCGAGAAGUUCCAGUGGUUUGAAACCAAAGCACUUUUCCCGGAUGAGGAGGAAAACAAAAACACAAAGCCAAGAAAUACAAUACACUUCAGUCUAGUUUUCCUUUAACAAGCACUUUACGAAAAAAGAAUCUAACCUUAAACGCUUGUGUAGCAGUGUUACGUAUUUAAACAUUAACUAUGAACUCACAGCAGCUGCCGCGGGAAGGUGACACACAUCGAUGCACUCACACACUAUAGUGUGGGGUCGUUGAAUUGUCCCCGUGUUUGUGUUUAUUUAUUAUUGUGUCGUAGCACAAUGAAGGCGCCACCUACACACAGAAAUCCUUUCAGCCCUGUUGCACUCAUAGACUGUUCCGUAACAUGAAAUCCUAAAUGUUCCUCUCUAGAAAGUAAUACACAUGUCUGACAUAAACAUGAGAUGAUUCAGUUUGUUGUCAGUCUGAAGGAGUCACAGUUGCAGCUAUUUCUUUCUUGGGUGAUAUUUGCCGACACAAUGAACAAACAGAGUCGAGAUGACUCGGGCUCAAUGAAGUGAGGAAGCAACCCUUUACACAUGGCUUCAAGGAUCUUCUCUAGUGUCUGAUGGAAAUCAAAUUAGCAUUUUAGCAUUAGUAUCUUCUUCUGCACAUCCUCAGAUCAAACCGAAAGAGCAUUUUAACCAGAACAACAUUCAAAUUCCUCCCAGAAAGGACUCAGGUUCGCUCCCCUCUAUGAGUUGCCUCAAGUUGGAGUUGAACCCAUGACCUUCUAACCGUGAGGUCGAGCACUAACCAUGACCCCGCCAUGCAGCCUAUAUUAUAUAAAUGACAGUUGCAGCUGUAAUUUUCAACCAAAGUUUCUCAGAUUAGCUGCUCAGACUCACCUGAUUUUUUUUCCACAACAAAAACAUGACCUGAAUUUAGAUCACCUUCAUGUCUGUUUUUUUUUUCAUCUUGAGUCCCCUUCAUUCAUGUUACAGAUCUCCAUUUAAUAUUCCAAAAAGGUCAUUGAAGUGACGUUUGUAAGGUCAGAAGUCCUGAAGUACUGCUGCUCUAUGUCUAUCUCUUGACACAUCUGUGGGAUACAUCACAAGUAUUAUCAUCAUUGGAAGGAAAUACUGGUACACCUGCGAUGCGAGACAGAAGUGCUCCUGUAAAUAUGUAAACACAAACACCUGGAGGUAUCUUAAUCUCCUGUGCAGUACAUAACACAUAGAGCAUUGGUAAUAAAAAUGUAACUAUUUUAUAUCCAAAUUUACCAGAAACGCACUCGUUCCUUUGCUAAAAAAAUGUUUUAUAUUUUACCGUGAGAACAAUCCACUACUGAAACUGAGCAACCAGAUUCAUCUGAACUUCAGUCUUAUGAGUCGAGUUCUUCCUGUUGAAGGUAUGAAAUUGGGUUGUAAUAACAUUUUUUGGCUUGUCAGAGCCUGAAGCUGUUCAAUCUCGUUGUUCAUCAGCCUUAUACGACCCAAAUGGUCGAGUCACUACUAAUUCAUUGUGUAUAAACAGUACACAAAGUCCUUUUGUAAUACAUUUUGUGGCUAUUCGUUCCCCACUGUUCAUCUCUGCGUUCGAACCGUCUUAAUUUGAGCAUUGAAUGUACGUUACGCAAGCGUGAGAGCACGUUGUUUUCACCAAGUGGCCACUUGUAUCACGGCAUCAGAACUAAAGCUGCGUGUUCAUAUAUUGUUGACGCUAUAUGGAAGCCCUUUUAUCUUGAGUGUUGUGUUUCAAUGUUAACACUUGAAUCCUCGUCCACUUUUCCACGUCGAAGUGCCAAUAUGAGUUCAAGUGUGUGCCAAUCACGGAAGUUAAGACUCUCAUUUUGGGAUAAAACGGCGGAUAAAUGUAAGAAGCCUCGGCUAUAAAUGGAGUCAUGAUGACUUGUAGCUAUUGACGUCAGUGCUGCUGUGAGAGAUGAUGAUUAGACACAAUCCUGUGGAACGUCACCACCAGCAACAGCCUUCAAGUACUCGCCCCAACUGGGAGUCGGCAGCAGCACAAAGUCCCAUGGAAUUUGACUCCUGAUCUCCACCACUGCCUUCCCAAAGUGAACUUUCUUCCUGUCUUAUUUAUUUGUCGUGUCUCUGUCAAAAAAUGAAUUACCCCCAUAUACACACUUCUUUUUUUUUUAACACUGAUUAUGUUUGUGGAAUUCCACAGACAUUGUUUGUAAAACUAAGAAUUCUGCAGCAGAAUAUUUUUGGAGAUAAUUGCUGUACAGUAUUUGUAAGCUCUAUUUUUGUAUAUUUGCUCUUCUAAGACAAUAAUGUGUGGAUUUCCUUUUCCUUAUUUUUGCUAAUUUCAUGUUGAUUCAUUGUAGAAAGAAAUGUUGCAUGUGACAGACUUGAACUGUAAAUAAAGAAAAAGGUGUUGCCCUUAA
Messenger RNA from Synchiropus splendidus (mandarinfish), 3264 nucleotides. It is a transcript of the gene rnf24, whose product is annotated as ring finger protein 24. The record is from RefSeq and is a predicted model, not a curated record. Lineage: Eukaryota; Metazoa; Chordata; Actinopteri; Syngnathiformes; Callionymidae. Bases 318 to 767 code for a protein of 149 amino acids. Gene Ontology annotation, molecular function: ubiquitin protein ligase activity; zinc ion binding. Gene Ontology annotation, cellular component: endomembrane system. The transcript has 6 exons.